Molecule: messenger RNA, 942 nt
Organism: Mesorhabditis spiculigera
Lineage: Eukaryota; Metazoa; Nematoda; Chromadorea; Rhabditida; Rhabditidae
Source: the annotation of a GenBank genome assembly
AUGGCCGACCAGAAAAUUGUCGUUUUUGGGAGCGUAGUGCAGGAUCUGAUCAGUUACACCCCCCGGUUUCCGCGUCCCGGCGAGUCGGUGCGUGGUUCGGGGUUUUUAGCUGGGCCCGGAGGCAAGGGUGCUAAUCAGGCGGUGGCGGCUGCCCGACUCGGAGCUAACGUCCAGAUGAUUGCCCGGGUGGGCGCUGAUAUGUUUGGGGAUUCGAACCGUGACUCGUUAGCAAAAGCCGGGAUCGCUGUAGAUAGCGUGGAAAAGAUUGAGGGCUCCAGUACGGCCACUGCUACCAUUACCGUAUCGGCGGAGGGCGAGAAUUCGAUUGUUGUGGUGCUGGGCGCUAAUGAGAAGUUGACUGCUGAUGUUGCUGAACAUCACCGUGCAGCAAUUCAGUCGGCCAAGCUCGUCAUGUGUCAGAACGAAAUUCCACAAGAAGGCAAUCGGGCGGCUUUCAAGAUCGCUAAGGAGAGUGGCGUGACUACGUUCUACAACCCAGCCCCGGGCGACGAGCAUAUGGAUCGAAAAAUCUUAGACUUGGUCGACAUUGUCUGCACCAACGAGAAUGAGGCCGAGUUCCUCACCGACAUCAAUGCCGAAAAUAAGGAUGGCGCUUUUCAAGCCGCUGAAAAAAUGCUGGGCAUGGGCCCGCAUACAGCCAUUGUGACGUUAGGCCCAAAGGGUGUUGUGCUGGCACAGAAAGGUCAGGAAACCGUCUUGAUACAAACGACGAAGGUUGAUGCAGUUGAUACUACGGGAGCCGGCGAUUGUUUCUGCGGCUCAUUUGUCUACUUUUUUACGAAACACCCGGAUCUGAAGUCUGGGGAAGCCGUGCGGCGUGCGGCCUACAUCGCCUCACAAUGUGUGACGAGGAAGGGGACACAGGCAAGCUACUUCACUCGAGACGAGCUUUCGAAGCUGGAUGAGAAACUUUUUGAGGAA